AUGUCGCCAAGCAAAAAUAUCCUGCUCAUGAUAGCCGAUGACCUCGGUCGUGAGCAAGUGGGCUGCUAUGGUGGUCAGAGUCAACUCACCCCAAACCUAGAUGGUCUCGCGGUAUCUGGGUCCAAGUUCGAUAGGGCUUUUGCAAGCACAGCGUCGUGCAGUGGAAGUAGGACUGUCAUCUACACUGGCCUACACACACAUGAAACUGGUAGUUACGGCCUGACCCAUGGCAACAACGGUUUCAGAACAUUUGACAACGUCGAGUCUGCGCCAUUACUCUUUAACAAGAUCGGCUACAAGACUGGUAUUCUCGGAAAAGUCCAUGUCAGUCCGGAUAAUCUAUAUCCUUGGCAAACCAGGCUGGAAAGCGAGUCGAGGAAUGUAGCAGCGAUCGCAGAUGAGGCCGAUACCUUCUUCCAAACCUCGAGAACGGAGGACAAGCCUUUCUUCCUUACUAUAGGCUUUGUUGACCCUCAUCGGCAACUAGACACACGCGGCGGCUUUGGUAACGUCGAGGAUAACUACGACCCCCGUCUAAAUGACAAGAUCUUCAAACCCGAAGAUGUCACUGUUCCCUCAUUUCUGAGCGACAUCCCCGAAGUUCGUGAGGAGCUCGCCGAGUACUACAGAUCGAUACACCGAAUGGACCAAGGUGUGGGUAUGAUCCUCGAGGCUCUGGAGAGAAAUGGUCUGUCUGACAAUACUCUGGUUCUGUUCUUGAGUGACAAUGGUCCGCCGUUUGUCAACUCAAAAACAACGCUAUUUGAAGCAGGCGUUAGACUGCCCUUCUUGAUGCGUGCGCCGGGCUUUACAACUGGGAACACGAACCCCAACCUCGUCUCAUACGUCGACAUUCUCCCAACAUUCCUUGACUGGGCCGGUCAUGCCAACAUGUCUUCACAAGAUGGCUUUGUACAACGAAAAGGAAGGUCAAUCCUCCCAAUUGCGAGAUUUUCACAGCCUCAACCAGGAUGGGAUCGUGUCUUUGGUUCCCACACUUUCCACGAAAUCACAAACUACUGGCCCACAAGAUUUAUGCGAAACCACCGCUUCAAAUAUCACCGCAACAUAUGCUGGAAGCUGGACUUUCCAUUUGCUAUGGAUCUCUACGCGUCGCGCUCAUGGGAAGGCAUGCGCAAUGCGAGCGGCGACAAAGAACCCAUGAUUGGGCCCCGACGGCUUCGAGAUUAUAUCUGUCGUCCACCGGAAGAGCUGUUCGACCUCGAGAAUGAUCCCUGCGAAGUCAUAAAUCUUGCAGGUGAUCCAGAGUUUGCUGAAGUGCUCAAGUCAAUGCGCGAUGAAUUGGAAGUUUGGCAGAAGUCUACUGGUGAUUUAUGGCUCUGGAGAGAUGGUGCGCCUGUUGUCAGGUAUUUGUCUUCGAAUUAUGCCAGGGAAGGUCUCAAGAUACCUGAUCGGUUCGACUUUGAUGCCAACAGGCCUCACACUGAUUCGGCACCUCAAUACGACUUGCUUUGA
Molecule: messenger RNA, 1476 nt
Organism: Fusarium pseudograminearum CS3096
Lineage: Eukaryota; Fungi; Ascomycota; Sordariomycetes; Hypocreales; Nectriaceae
Exons: 1
Coding region: 1-1476 (491 amino acids)
Molecular function (GO): arylsulfatase activity
Source: RefSeq, a predicted model, not a curated record